This is a messenger RNA of Vanessa atalanta (red admiral), 1373 nucleotides long. RefSeq names its product proton-coupled amino acid transporter-like protein pathetic. Gene Ontology annotation, molecular function: amino acid transmembrane transporter activity. Gene Ontology annotation, cellular component: vacuolar membrane. The transcript has 9 exons. NCBI's taxonomy places the organism in Eukaryota, Metazoa, Arthropoda, Insecta, Lepidoptera, Nymphalidae. Bases 9 to 1370 code for a protein of 453 amino acids. The record is from RefSeq and is a predicted model, not a curated record. Gene Ontology annotation, biological process: amino acid transmembrane transport.
UAUUCAAAAUGAGUCGCUCGUCUAGUCGUUCCCCCCACCGCACUGGUCAUCACAAAUAUGUAAUAAAAGCGACUGGAGAAGCUGCUAGAAACUAUGACUUUAAGGCAGCUAGGCCACCAGGCAGGAAAAGGACUAAUUUAAUUGAAACCAUUGGUAACCUCGCGAAGAGCUGUCUGGGUGGUGGAGUGGUAGCCAUUCACGAGUCAUACAAAAUGUGCGGACUGUUGACUUCUUUUGUUUUGACUAUUGUUUUUGGGUUUUGUAUCAGCUACGCUAUGUACAUGAUCGCCCAUUCGGCUCAACGGAUUUAUGGAAGAGUACAAGUACCACAAAUGAGUUACCCCGAUCUUGCUGAAGCUACACUGGAGACAGGGCCGUUUGUCAGCAUAAGGAAAUAUAGCAAAUGUUUCAGGUACCUCGUCGACUUUACCAUCUGCUUCAAUCUCUUCGGUUCUUGUUGCGUCUACCAGAUCAUGAUGGCGCGUACUAUUAAGCAGCUCGUGGAGGGGACGAAUGAAGUCUCUUUGGAAGGCAACCCUCCUCUCAGGGUGUACAUAAUUUGCCUUGUUGUACCAUGCACACUUCUUGGCAUGAUCACUUCUUUGAAGUACCUCGCACCCUUCUCUAUAGUAGCUGAUUUUAUUAUAUUUACCGUUGCAUGUGCAACAGUGCACUAUGCAUCGAAGGUAGCAGAAACAAGUCCUUUAGAUAUGCCUGUAUUCAAAACUGUUGCGGGCCUCUUUGAAUUCAUGGGCGUAUGUAUAUUCAGUAUGGAAGGUCUAGGUGCGGUGAUGGCCGUGGAGAACAAUAUGGAAGAGCCAAGGAAUAUGGGUCGUGCGUUAUUUGGAGGCAUGUCUAUCGUUGUAAGCAUCGUCGUUACCAUCGGUUUCUUCGGUUAUUGGGGUUUUGGAGAAAUGUCCAAAUCGCCCGUUACACUUAAUUUUCCAUUAGAACCGUUUCCAAUAGCGCUGAAAUUACUCCUCGGCUUUAUGAUAUACGUGACGUUUGCUUUAAAUUUUUGGUUCCCAUUUGACCUUAUGUGGUAUUAUAUCAAGAACAAAUAUGAUCCUUCGAAAUAUUGGCUAUGGGAACGAGUAUACAGAGCCAUAUUUAUUUGUGGCAUAACGUGUAUAGCUACCACGUUUCCUAAUGUAUCCAAAUUUAUUGGGGUGCUGGGUUCUUUCUGUAUUUCCAACAUGGGCUUCAUCUAUCCAGCCUUCAUUGAGCUGUGCCUGGAUUGGACUGAUCCCGGUUUGGGUUUCAUGAUGUGGAGGUUUUGGAGGUUUAUCCUGAUUGUUACAUUUGGUCUCACACUGUGUGUCGUCGGCACUUAUACUAACGUCAAAGGCCUUAUAAAGGAGUCCUUCUAAAUA